CUUAAUGUUGAUAUACAUUAUCCAUUCCCGCCAAGGAGCCCCGAAAAAUUCUCCACACGGCCACCGCGCGCGACAGAGAUGUCACUCUACACCCUCCCAAUACGUCCCACUUAUCCAAUCAUCACCUGCCGCGUAUCCCCCGCCACAGCGCCAACCGUCGCUUCUCCUCCACCUCCUCCCUCCUUACUCCCGCCAGCUACUUCCGCAACUGCUGUCCCCUCGCUAACUUGCGCCUUACAGUGUCCUCACUUUGAAUCGUGCUCUGGAUGCACGCACGAGUUCAAUCUACACCGUCCGGUCAUCGUAGACGAAGCAUCUAAUUUCUUCAAGGGUCUUGGAGUGUCAGAUUUUACUUUCGAUAGCUGUAGAUUGUGGGGAUGGAGGUGUCGAGCAAAGUUAGCCGUUCGUGGAUCAUCGGAGAACCCUCUGAUUGGACUCUAUCAGGAGGGUACUCAUAACGUUGUGGAUAUUCCUCAAUGCAAAGCUCAUCACCCCAACAUUAAUGCUGCUGUUGAGCUACUAAGAAAAGGUGUUAGAGAAUUAAAUAUUGAACCAUAUGAUGAGGAUCAAGGGACAGGGGAUUUGCGAUACGUUCAGAUGGCUGUUACAACACACAAUACUGCACUUCCAGCUGUCGAAAGAUAUAGAAAUGGUAGAGUACAGGUUGCUUUAGUUUGGAAUUCAAGAAAUGAGAAGUCCUCAAAUUCGGACAAAUUAAAUGCCUUGGCUAAUUUUUUGUGGAGAAAUGGUGGGUCAAGGAGUAAACUCCAUUUGAUCCAUUCUGUGUGGGCUAAUUUUCAGACAUCUACUAACAAUAUAAUUUUUGGGAAUAGAUGGAGACAUCUUUUGGGGGAAAGGGAUUUCUGGGAGCAUGUUGGGGGGAUUGAUAUAUCCUUGGAUCCCUCCAGUUUCGGCCAAGCAAACACACGGGCUUUUGAUAAUUUGCUUCGGAAGUUACACAAAUAUGUGCCUUUUGGAGCAUCUGUGGCUGAUUUGUAUGCAGGAGCUGGUGUCAUUGGAUUAUCAUUAGCUGCCACUAAAAAAUGCAGGUCUGUAAAAUGCAUUGAGAUUAACAAAGAAUCUAAGCCAUCAUUUGAGAAGACAGUUGACCGCUUACCAAAGUCUAUUGAGGGCAGCAUUAGCUGGCACAAUGCUGACACUUCCAUUGAUCCUCUUUCUUGGCUUGUGGGAUCAGAUGUGAUUGUCAUUGAUCCUCCUCGGAAGGGAUUAGAUACAACUUUGAUUGAUGCAUUACGGACCAUAUCUUCACAUAAAGUUAAACCAUCUUUGAAAGGUUCAUCUUCAAAUAUAAAAGAAGAAAAGAGACCAUGGGUUUUACGCGAAAGAGAACGUGCGAAAGAAGCUUCAGUUCAAGUUGGAAGAGAAACAAUUUCAGAAGAUCCUCAAUCACUUCCAGAAACUCUCAUUUAUAUAAGCUGUGGAUGGGAAAGCUUCAAAGAGGAUUGCAAGUCCUUGUUGAAUAGUAAGUCUUGGCAGUUGGAAAAAGCCCAUGGUUUUAAUUUCUUUCCAGGCACUCAGAGCAUUGAGGUAUUAGCUGUGUUCAAAAGGAGCCUCAAGAAAAAGAAAACAGGAAAGAAAAAGAAGAAACAGGGUUGAGGAACAGUGGCAUUGGAUUUUGUCCGCUUUGACUGUAGCUUUGAUCUCUUAUAUGCAACCAUCAUUGACAACUUUCCAGGGAAAAUGAAAGUUUAACCAACGUCAUAAAAUUCUUAUCCUGCGGAAGGAAGUUUUUGCAUUGCUGCUGUCAACUUUGUGUUUGGGGGAACAAACUCCUCAUCCUUCGUCUCCAAUAUGCAUUGUGUAUCGUGUUUGUAUUAUUAUUAUUAUUAUUAUUAUUUCCAUUAUCAGUCAUUACUUUUUUAUUUUUAAUUUAAUCUAACAUUUUUUUAUUUUAAAUAAAAAGUAUCACUUGUCCCA
Gossypium raimondii (Peruvian cotton) is the source of this 1938-nucleotide messenger RNA. RefSeq lists its product as uncharacterized. Gene Ontology annotation, biological process: RNA processing. NCBI's taxonomy places the organism in Eukaryota, Viridiplantae, Streptophyta, Magnoliopsida, Malvales, Malvaceae. The record is from RefSeq and is a predicted model, not a curated record. The transcript has 15 exons. Gene Ontology annotation, molecular function: RNA methyltransferase activity. Bases 79 to 1617 code for a protein of 512 amino acids.